Vicia villosa (hairy vetch) is the source of this 2512-nucleotide messenger RNA. Its product is annotated as G-type lectin S-receptor-like serine/threonine-protein kinase At4g27290. NCBI's taxonomy places the organism in Eukaryota, Viridiplantae, Streptophyta, Magnoliopsida, Fabales, Fabaceae. Gene Ontology annotation, biological process: protein phosphorylation; recognition of pollen. Gene Ontology annotation, molecular function: protein serine/threonine kinase activity; ATP binding. Bases 46 to 2499 code for a protein of 817 amino acids. The record is from RefSeq and is a predicted model, not a curated record. The transcript is spliced from 7 exons.
CUUGCUUCUCUUUGGUUUUUUGUAUGAUCCCAAAACCAACACAAAAUGGCUUUUCUUUUUAUGCUAAUCAUUAUCAUUAAUCUGUUUUUUGUUCUAUCUCAAAUUUCAUUUGCAACGGAUACUAUCACUCAGUCAACUCCAUUUCUUGAUGGCAGCACUUUGGUUUCUAAAGAUGGAACCUUUGAAAUGGGAUUCUUUGGUAAUUCCUCAAACCGUUAUAUAGGAAUUUGGUAUAAAAAUAUCCCGGUUCGAAGAGUUGUUUGGGUUGCAAAUCGCGAUAAUCCAACCAAUGAUAGUUCGAGCAAGUUGAUCAUAAACCAUGAUGGAAACCUUUUGCUUCUCAACCACAAUGAAUCUUUUGUUUGGUCAAUAAAUACAACAAGAAAGACUUCGGGUCCCGUUGUCCUUCAGCUUUUGGACACCGGAAAUUUAGUACUCAAAUAUGAGAACUCAAAUUCAUAUUCGGAGUCGAAUUUAGGAGAAAAUUUUUUGUGGCAGAGUUUUGAUUAUCCGUGUGAUACAGUAUUACCAGGAAUGAAGUAUGGGUGGAACAAAAAAACCGGAUUGGAAAAGGGUCUUGUGGCUUGGAGAACCGCGAAUGAUCCAUCUUCGGGUGAUUUAUCUUUAUACAUGAUGCAUACGAACAAUCCCGAAUCCAUACUUCGGAAAGGAUCAACAAAAUAUUAUAGGACAGGACCAUGGACAUGGAAUGCUCAAACUAGUGGAGUUAUUGGAUUAAAGACUAAUCCAGUUUAUAAUUUCGAGUUUAUGGACAACGAAGACGAAGUUUAUUAUAGGUUCACACUCAAAAACAAAUCUGUGAUAUCUAUAAUAGAUAUCAACCAAACCCUUUCGUCGCGCCAACGUCUUCUUUGGGUUCCCGAGUUGAAAACAUGGAGUGUUUACCAAUCAUUGCCACUUGAUGCUUGUGAUGUUUACAAUUUUUGUGGCGCGAACGGACGUUGCAUCAUUGACGAUUCGCCAAUGUGUCGAUGUUUAGAUGGGUUUGAGCCAAAAUCUUAUCCGCGAUGGAAUGCAAUGGAAUGGACACAAGGAUGUGUGCGGAGUGGAAAUUGGAGUUGUGGAGUUAAAAAUCGAGACGGAUUUCGUAAAUAUUCCGGGAUGAAGUUUCCGGAUACUACAAAUUCCUGGAUCGAUCUAAACAUGACACUUGAUCAUUGCAAAAUAAAAUGUUUGCAAAAUUGUUCUUGCACUGCUUAUACAUACUUGGAUCUAACUAGAGAAGUUAGUGGUUGUUCUCUUUGGUUUAGUGAUCUUCUUGAUUUGAGACUUUCACAAGGUAGUGGCCAAGAUUUAUAUGUUCGUACAGAUGCUAGUUCAGAUAAUGAUGCUAAACAUGGGCAAAAGAAAAAGGUGAUUUUGGAGUUUUCUACCACAAUUCCAAUUGCCCUUUUGAUGCUAUUGGCAAUCUCCUACAUUUAUAUAACCAAAGCAAAAUCUAAAGGGAAAAAUCUCCAAGUGGGGCAUGAAGAUUUUGAGCUUCCUCUAUUUGAUGUAGCCACAAUGCUCAAGGCUACCAAUAACUUCUCAUUAGAUAAUAAACUCCGCGAAGGUGGUUUUGGACCUGUAUAUAAGGGUACAUUGAUAGAUGGACAAAUAAUUGCUGUCAAAAGGCUUUCAGGAAAUUUAGAUCAAGGGUUGAUAGAAUUUAAAAAUGAAGUCAUAUUAUGUGCUAAAUUGCAACAUCGGAAUCUUGUGAAGGUUCUUGGUUGUUGCCUUGAUGGAGAGGAAAAAAUAUUACUAUAUGAAUAUAUGCCUAAAAAAAGUCUUGAUUUCUUUAUUUUUGAUCCGAUUCAAAGUAAACUGAUAGAUUGGUCUAUGCGUUUUAAUAUCUUGAAUGGAAUUGCUCGAGGACUUCAAUAUCUUCAUCAAGAUUCUAGGUUAAGGAUCAUUCACAGAGAUUUGAAAGCGAGUAAUAUUUUAUUAGACAAUGAAAUGAACCCUAAAAUUUCAGAUUUUGGCCUAGCUAAAAUGUUCGGAGGUGAUCAAAUCGAAGGAAAGACAAGAAGAAUAGUUGGAACAUAUGGUUACAUGGCGCCUGAGUAUAUCAUUCAUGGAUUAUUCUCCAUAAAAUCUGAUGUAUUCAGCUUUGGCGUGUUAUUGCUAGAAGUAAUAAGUGGAAAGAAAAAUAGAUCACUUACCUAUCACGAACAUGAUCAAAAUCUUCUUUGGCAUGCGUGGAGAUUGUGGAGAGAGGGAAUUCCACAUGAAUUGAUAGAUAAUUGUUUAAAAGACACGUAUGUUCAACAUGAAGCUUUACGAUGCAUUCAAAUAGGUCUUCUAUGUGUGCAACAUGUCCCUGAUUAUAGGCCAAGCAUGCCACAUGUGAUAAUGAUGUUAGGCAGUGAAAGUACUUUACCUCAACCAAAAGAACCUGGUUUCUUAAUUGAAAUGAUCGCGAUUGAAGAACAAUCUCUUUCUGAAAGACAAGCAUCUUCUGUGAAUGAAGUAACUCUUUCAAUAUUAAGUUCUAGAUAGAUAAAUUAAUAUA